Messenger RNA from Lachancea lanzarotensis, 2871 nucleotides. RefSeq names its product LALA0S08e02300g1_1 (gene MSH2). Lineage: Eukaryota; Fungi; Ascomycota; Saccharomycetes; Saccharomycetales; Saccharomycetaceae. Gene Ontology annotation, biological process: mitotic recombination; mismatch repair. Gene Ontology annotation, molecular function: mismatched DNA binding; ATP-dependent DNA damage sensor activity; ATP binding. The record is from RefSeq and is a predicted model, not a curated record. The coding region runs from base 1 to 2871 and encodes 956 amino acids. Gene Ontology annotation, cellular component: nucleus; MutSalpha complex. The transcript has a single exon.
AUGUCCUCCACUCGUCCGGAGUUAAAGUUCUCAGAUGCAUCGGAGGAAAGAGGCUUUUAUAAACGGUUCUCCACGCUACCGGAAAAGCCAUCUCAAACUGUAAGAGUCGUCGAUAAAGGUGAAUACUACACCGUGGUUGGAAAUGACGCUAUCUUUGUAGCUGAAAACAUUUAUCACACCAGUUCGGUUUUGAAAGACUGCAGAAUCGACCCUGGAACCGCGAAAUCCAUUCACGAGCCUCUCAAGUACGUUACGAUCUCAUCUCAGGUUCUUUCAGGCCUUUUAAAAUUCUGCUUAUUGGAACAUGGAAUGAAAGUAGAGAUCUAUGACAAAUCGUGGAAGCCGCUCAGAAGCGGCUCGCCGGGAAACAUCGAACAAGUGGACGAUCUUAUGAAUAUCUCAUUUGAUUCCGCAAUUGUUCUUGCAAGUAUCAAGAUUCAACCUAACGCUCAGGAAGGAAAUUGUGUCUUAGGAGUGUCCUUCAUAGACAGCGGGUCUUACAAAUUGGGCAUGCUAGAUAUUGUUGAUAAUGAAGUGUUCUCAAAUUUGGAAAGUUUCCUAAUUCAAAUGGGUGUUAAAGAGUGUCUUCUCCCUGAUCAAAGAACAAAUGAAACAAUCUCUAACGAGCUAAAAAAAAUGGUUGGGGUCUUAGACCGUUGUGGCUGCGUCUCCACUUUCGUGAAAAACUCAGAAUUUACGCAUAAAGAUGUUGAACAAGACCUUGUCAAGCUAGUUGGGGACGAACUUUCAAUGUCGCUGAUGAAAUUUUCCAACUUGGCACUUGGGUCAUGUAAUGCUUUGCUGGGAUACUUGCAAAUCAUGGCCGAUGAAUCGCAGAUGGGAAAAUUUGAACUGGUUCAGCAUUCGCUCACUGAAUUUAUGAAAUUAGAUGCAUCCGCGCUUAAAGCACUUAACGUCUUUUCUUUGAACGGCCAAGCAUCGAAUGGCAUACCAGUGAGUCAUGGGACGCUUGGAAGCGGACCCAGAAUCAGCAGUCUUUUCCAGCUAUUGAAUAAGUGCAAGACCAAUGCUGGAGUAAGGUUAUUGAAUGAAUGGCUCAAGCAGCCUCUUACCGACGUUGAAGAAAUUGAAAAGAGACAUGAUUUGGUCGACUUCUUGAGCGACCAGCUUGAGCUUAGACAAGUGUUACAAACCGAGUACCUUCCAUUAGUUCCAGACGUGAGAAGGUUAACAAAAAAACUGAUAAGAAACGGCAAUCUCGAGGAUGUCCUUAAAAUCUAUCAAUUUGCCAGGAAGGUUCCUGAAAUAUCACAGGUAUUGGACGAGUAUUUGAAGGACGUCACUGAUGAUUCUUCGAUAAAACUUCUAGUUUUGAAUACCUGGCAAAAGCCCUUAACUGAACAUCUGGCUCCUCUCGACAAAUUUCAGGAGAUGGUGGAAGCAACUGUUGAUUUGGACGCUUACGAGUCUACAAACGAAUUCAUGAUUAAGGUUGACUUCAAUGAAGACUUAGCUAAGAUUCGUGGUGAUUUGGACAGUUUGAAAGAUAAAAUAAAGACCAUUCAUCUUGACGCUGCCGAGGAAUUGGGAUUUGACCCCGAAAAGAAGCUUAAGUUGGAAAAUCAUCAUACUCAUGGCUGGUGUAUGAGGCUGACAAGAAACGAUGGAAAAGAACUUCGCCAACAUAAGAAAUUCCUGGAGCUGACAACGGUGAAAGCAGGUAUUUACUUCAGCACCAAAGAGCUCAAGCAGAUAUCAGAACAAACGGCCCUUCUACAAAAAGAAUACGACCGAUUGCAGUUCGAUCUCGUGAAAGAGAUAGUGCAAAUAACAUUAACUUACACGCCUGUUCUGGAAAAACUGUCGAUCGUGCUAGCUAAAUUGGAUGUUCUGAGCUCAUUCGCCCAUGUAUCAUCGUAUGCCCCAAUUCCGUACGUCAGGCCCACGAUGCAUGGACUUGGCACGCAACGAAAGACUGAACUCAUUGCAUCACGGCACCCAGUUCUUGAAGUUCAGGACGAUGUGGCCUUUAUUUCGAAUGACGUUCGCCUAGAGAGUGGUAAGAACGAAUUUCUCAUAAUCACAGGACCCAAUAUGGGCGGUAAAUCUACCUACAUCCGCCAAGUGGGAGUUAUUUCGCUGAUGGCGCAAAUAGGAUGCUUUGUACCUUGUGACACAGCGGAAAUUGCGGUCGUAGACGCUGUUUUGUGUCGUGUGGGAGCCGGGGACUCGCAAUUGAAAGGUGUUUCGACCUUUAUGGUAGAAAUGCUGGAAACAGCAUCAAUUCUCAAGAACGCUACGGAAAACUCGCUGAUUAUUGCCGACGAACUGGGGAGAGGAACAAGCACGUAUGACGGGUUUGGACUUGCAUGGGCGAUAUCUGAACACAUUGCUACCAAAAUCAAAUGUUUUGCAUUAUUUGCAACCCAUUUCCACGAGCUCACAUUAUUGGCCAACGAAGUCCACACGGUUCAAAACAUGCAUGUCAUUGCCCAUAUAGAAGACGUGAAUGCAGGUUCUCACUCUGAGGACGACAUUACAUUACUCUACAAAGUCGAGCCAGGUAUUUCCGACCAGUCUUUCGGUAUUCAUGUGGCUGAAGUUGUACAGUUCCCCACCAAAAUCGUCUCCAUGGCAAAGCGAAAAGCUGCUGAGCUUGAAAACCUCAAACAGGACUCUCAAAUGCUGAAAAAGCAAAAGUGCACGUCUGACGAGAUCGCAGAGGGCACUCAAGUUCUGAAAACCCUACUUAAAGGAUGGGUGAAAGAAGUUCGCGACGAAGGUUUCGAGGAUUCCAUCACCGAAGAACAAAGCCAAGAGAAGAUACUACAGCUGCUCAGAAAGGUAACAACGACAUCUGCUCAUUCCGACAACAAAUUCAUCAAAGAGAUAUCCCAGCUUUUGAUGUGA